Molecule: messenger RNA, 1850 nt
Organism: Oncorhynchus tshawytscha (Chinook salmon)
Lineage: Eukaryota; Metazoa; Chordata; Actinopteri; Salmoniformes; Salmonidae
Product: aryl hydrocarbon receptor nuclear translocator 2-like
Exons: 3
Source: RefSeq, a predicted model, not a curated record
AUGUGUCAGGAGAGGGCAGUCAGAGUGGGGGUCAGUUCCAGGGUCGGCCUAGUGAGGUCUGGUCCCAAUGGCAGAACCAGCACCAUGGCCAACAGGGAGGAGAGCCACACUCUCACCCCAACCCCUCCCAGACAGAGGUGUUCCAGGCAGCGGUGUUCCAGGUAACAGAGACACACCCUAACCCCUCCCAGGCAGCGGUGUUCCAGGUAACAGAGACACACCCUAACCCCUUCCAGACAAAGGUGUUCCAGGUAACAGAGACACACCCUAACCCCUCCCAGACAGAGGUGUUCCAGGUAACAGAGACACACCCUAACCCCUCCCAGGCAGCGGUGUUCCAGGACAUGUUGCCGAUGGCAGGAGACCCAACACAAGGAACAGCCAACUACAACAUUGAAGACUUUGCUGAUCUGGGCAUGUUCCCUCCCUUCUCCGAGUAGAACCAUUUAACGUUCUAUCAAUGGAACACUGCUCUGUUCUUCCACUAGAACCCUCUGAUAGAGGAAAAGGAAUAGAACACAAUGUGCUGGUUCCUUCAUGGCUCCCCAACCUCACACACACACUUUAUCACACAGUGAAUGUCCAGAUGCACCCUCUCAUAAACACACACACACUCUGACACAUACCUGUUUCCUUUACGAGAAGAGAGUUGGUUCUAUAGAAGACUGGUACAUUGCUAGUGGUGUACUGACCUUUUCCUUUGUAAUAAUGUCUUCUUCAUUCACUUAAAUGAUGCCUGUUCUUUUAACAAAGGCUUGUGAAUUUAAAGGUGCAAUCUGUAACUUUCAUUUCCCCUAGUGGCAUCUUGAAGUACUACAAAAUAUGCCAAGAAGCAGUAAAAAAAUACAAAGCCUAGAAAAUUCACCUGUGCAGACCCCCCUUUCGUUUGCAAACAAUUGCAGAGGCAGGCAGCACUUUGGGGGGGAAACAAAAAUGACAGAUUGCACCUUUUAAGCUGCCAAUAUCCACUUUGCACUCCACUCUGCCAAACUGCUCCAGGCCAAGAGUCACUCACCACGCUGAUCAAUGUUGGUACCAUCGAUACAUAUUAUCAUACAGUAUGUCACUGCUGCUCCUCCCUCAGUAUUACAUUAAGCUUUAUGCUGUAAAUUAUACCUAUAUGUAGUGAUGUUCAUAACACCUAGAUAAAACCUACGAAAGUCUAGAAGGAUUCUGUGUAGAAAAAAUACAAAUAAAGAUUCCACUCACCGGCAAAAGUCGCUAAGCUACAAUGCUUAAGUGCACUUCAUCGAAGCUAACCGCUAAAACUCACCAGCUUGCUAAAAAGGGAAAAACCGCCAUACCGCCAAAGCAACGCAGUACAGUAUAUAUACUAGUUUAGUGUAUCCUUGUGGCUCUCGCUGCUCUACUUUAUAACUUUAUUAUAUUAUUCUCUUUUCUGAUUAUUAACAGAGACUGAAUUCUACUUUAUAGCGAGGGAACUUUUACAUGAUAGAUUGUGUACCGUGUCUCUGGUUAAUGACUGAUGGGACAGAAUGAUAGAUUGUGUACCGUGUCUCUGGUUAAUGACUGAUGGGACAGAUUCUACAACUGGAAUCCUUUUGCUAAAAAAAAAUCUAAAAAUGUAUGUUUUUGUAAAUAAUGUGAUUUUUAUGUUGACUCGUUACUUUUACACAGUAUACGUUGUUUUUUGUGUAGGUUUAUGUAGGUGUCAUCAAUGUGUGCAAUGUGAGUACAUAUUUAACUAUCGGUAUUUAGUUUAGUCUUAAUUGUACAUUGAGUUUAAGGAACCUGUAUAAAAGUGUGUAAAUGUUACCCAUUAUUUUUGUUUAACACAUUUUUGUGCUCGUGAAAAUAAAUGUUUAUUGGUUACGUGGCUUCUAAUCAAA